Messenger RNA from Adelges cooleyi (spruce gall adelgid), 3468 nucleotides. It is a transcript of the gene Ccn, whose product is annotated as CCN family member 5. Bases 228 to 1331 code for a protein of 367 amino acids. Gene Ontology annotation, biological process: signal transduction; cell adhesion. Gene Ontology annotation, molecular function: heparin binding; integrin binding. NCBI's taxonomy places the organism in Eukaryota, Metazoa, Arthropoda, Insecta, Hemiptera, Adelgidae. The transcript is spliced from 7 exons. The record is from RefSeq and is a predicted model, not a curated record. Gene Ontology annotation, cellular component: extracellular matrix; extracellular region.
GCCGGGCCCCACGGUCUUUGGCUACACCGCACCGCCGUUCACGCCGAUCGACUCGUUCUCGGGCCACGUGCGAUUUUCGCGAAAAUAUUUCCAAAAAAAAAAAAAAUAGUCGCUUUAGCCCCAAAAACAAUAUGAUUUCGAUAACGCGCGGUCAGUAGAGUCGACGCAAGAACCCGAGCAGCACCACGCUGCACACACAGUGGACGACUCGUCUGUUCAUCAUCAUCAUGAGUCAGAAGUCACCGAGUCCAGGCGAAAUAGUCAUCCGGAUAUCCGUUGUGGUGAUGGCGAUCAAUGUGUACGUCGAGGGCUAUAUCGACAGCCUAUGCCCAAAUUGCAAUCUCUACCAGGAUUCGGCUGAGAUCCGAUCGCAUUGCACUUACCCAUGUCAAUGUGCCAACAGGGAUCCGGUGUGCGAACCUGGAGUACCGCACACCCGAGACGGCUGCGGAUGCUGUCCUGUGUGCGCCAGACAAGACGGAGACCCGUGUGACGGUAUAGCCGUGUGCGACCAAAGGAAAGGCCUCGUUUGCCAGUACGACGAUUACUACAGUCCAGCGGGCAUAUGUAGAGUUGUGAAAGGUUUACCAUGUACAGUAUACAAUAAGACUUAUGACAAUGGAGAAACGUUUAGACUAGAUUGCAGAACACAGUGUACUUGUCAGAAUGGCACUUACGCCUGUGCAACGCUUUGCCCUCAAGAGAACAUAUCACCUAGAGGGCUAUGUAGGCAUCCCCGGUUAGUUGAUGUCCCCGGUCAGUGUUGCAGAGAAUGGAUGUGUGACAAUAUGAACAUGGAAAGACCUCCAAAUUGUGAAGCUUUGGUCACACCGUGGUCGAAAUGUUCAUCACAAUGUGGUCUAGGCUUCUCGAAACGCAUGUCCAACGCUAACGAUGCGUGUAAGCCCAACAACGAGACCAGACUGUGCGAAAUAAAGCCAUGUCAUUCACCGCCAAUCGUCAGUGCCAGAUACGCUAGACACCAUCAUAUUAGAAAGGGUCACCAGUGCAAAGCCACGGUCAAGUCGGCGACGUCGGUGCGGCUGAAAUUCGGCGAUUGCCGCAGCCGGAAAACGUUCCACCCGAAGAGAUGCGGCGCGUGUCCGCCGCACUUGGAAUGCACGCCCGAGUCGAGCACCACCGUCAAGGUGGAAUUCCUCUGCCAGAGUCCCGUCGAAGGCCACGACAGGCUGGACGGUGCCGUCAUGGGCGAAGACCUAUGGGAGCCCGUGCACAGGCCGUCCUCCGCGAUCACCGACAACUAUGUGCACAGCGUGUACGUGGACGUCGAGUGGAUCGUGAAAUGCACGUGCCGACACUGGACGGACUGACGGCGACGACCAUCGUGAACCAAGCCGCCGCCACCACGACUGCCACCGGUUACCGGAUACCAGAUACCGGGUACCGUCAUCAGGGACGUGGCCGAGUUAUGAUCCCUGGCGAUCCGCCAUGACCGCCGGCCACCAUUUAUAUCGCACCACAUUGUUCCAACACAGUUUAUUAUUUUAAAUUAUUGUACUUUUAUGUCUUGAGAAUUUGCAAAAAAAAAAAAAUGUUUUUAUAUACAAUUUACUUCUGGCAAUACGUUGGCCAAGAGCUAAGUGAGUAAUAAAAUAUUCAAAGUUAACUUACUUUACUUUACCAUCAAACGUCAUCGAGUUAUUUAAAAACAUAUGAAUAAAUUUACUUAAAAUUUAAUAAUUGUAUUUCAACAAAAAACAUGUAGAAGGUUAUCCAAAUUUCAUGAAACAGUAUCCAGUUUUCUGAGAAACAAUUGUGUUGGCUAAGCAAAGGUUCAAAUAAAAUCGUUAGGUACAUAUUUUAUAUAAUUAAUGAUGAAAAAUUAUAUUUAAUAUUUAGGUAAAAUUAUUUUUUAGAUGGUAAAAUUUAAAGACAAAUAGUAUUUUCAAUGUUUACCAGAUAUUUUCGAUAACCAGUUUUAAAUCAAUAUUUUUGAGUUAAAGUGAAUUUAUUUGAAAACAAUUUUUUCAUAAACAAAAUGACUGUGUAACAUGAAAUUUGGAUAGCCCUGUUUAAUAGGUAUUGUUAUUAUUUUUCGAGGUUAAGUUAAUUAUUAAACACAUAUUAAAACGAUAUAUUAAUACAAUAUUAAUAAGUGAAUUAACGAAUUGAUAACAUUUUCCCAGCUUUAAGAGUAUAGUAUUAACGGUGAUGACAAUUUGAUUUUCCCACGUACGAUACUAAUUUGCCCUCUUCUCCCUUUCAGCGACGACCAAUUUAAAACCAUCUAAAUGACAUUGUCAACAAUUAUUAUUAUUUCCGGUUUUGGCAAAAUAAUUCAAUAAAACCCAUUGUUUGUUGUAAUUUCCUUCACAGACCCAUUCGAUAUGCUCGUUAAAUAUAUAUUUAGUGCAAACUGAUUGUGUGUCCUGGUGGAAAUCUGCUCAUUUUUCUAGUUAGAUGGGUUUGUCUGAAACCGCUUUUUUCAUUUACCUACCUGCUAUUUUUCUGCCCUUUGUCGGUUAUGAAUUUAAAUAAAUAAAUAAUGUAACACAACACAUUGGCUAUCUGCGGGUUAAGUCAACGCAGCCUGUCGAAUUUUAAUAAUAAUCAUUUUUUUUUUUUUUUGCUGACAGAUCCAUUCAUCAUUUUCAAUCGUUUUUCCAAAUAGGUAUCAUAAUAAUCCUAAUGUUUACAUUGUGUUAAUUCAGUACUAUGUACCUACAUGAUAAUAAUAGAAUAAUGGAUUUACAUAAUAUUUUUUAUUAACAGUACAUGGGAAAAUCAUAAACCCGAAUAGCAUAAGUAUAUUUUGUCUUAUCUAAGAAGCUUAACCUAAUGGCCCUCUCACAUUUAUUUCCAAACAUUAAUGUUGUACACAAAGUUUAAGAUUUUGUUUUUUUUUUUAUUUGAAUAAUAAUCGAUAAACGUGACCAAUGGAACCAUUAAUAUUUUAUUUAAUUAUUGUACUCAUUGUAAAACUCAGCCAACGCCCUGCAUGAUAAAAUAUAAUAUUCUAGUGGAUGAGAUAAGUAGGUAAUAAUUUUACAUGAAAAUAGUACUUAUGAAUACAGUAAUGAUAAUAAUUGUAAUUCAUCAAGAACUAUACAUUGUUGUAGGCAUGACAAAAGUUCAAAGAUCUUUUAUUGUGCAGUUGCAUUGCCAAUAUGUUAAUUCUUGCAAUAACCAACGCCUAACAACAGCAUUGUAAUAAGCCUAUUUAUCUCCACACUUGAUUAUUUUAACGUUGACUAUCAAUUUGUAUACACCUAUUUUCUCGCUUUGAACGUUUACAUAUCCACUUUGCUGUAUUUUAUGGGAAUGGUAAACUUUUCGACCUUUAGUUCCCAUACAAUGCGUUACAUUGUAUAAAAAUAUCAUCAUAUAAUUUUUACUUAGUUACCUCGAGGGUUUAUAAAAAUGUAUAUUCAAUUAUGUGCAUAUAAAUACUGUAAAGAAUUAAGUUUUUUGUUUAACUGUCCAGUUAAACACCUCUUUUUUUAAUAC